ACAAUGAACUGGCAUGUCAUAUCAACAAUUAAUAUUAGAAAAUCAUAACAUGUCAUGAUGCGAACAAUUAUCUUUGUUUUUAUAAGUGUUAUUUUAGAAUCAAGGGGAUAUGGGAAAAUUGUUGGAGAUUGUUCACCACAGGUGGACAUGCCAUGCACAUUACAUAAGCUGACUGGAAAUGAUUGUUUGCCAGUGAACCUGAGAACAGAAUUUUCGUUUUUUGAAACAAGCACUGCGAAAUUUCCUGGGAAGCCUGGAUCCUUGGAUGCAGUGGGAAGUUAUAGAAUGCACCCAAAUAACAACUGGUAUCCAGAGGUCAAUUUAACGUUUACAACGCCGCAAAAUGCUGGGAAGAAUUAUGUUAAGGGUUUUGAAGUUAUUCGUUAUGCUGCGUCAAAUAAUAAUAGGCCAACUUGCUACAUACUAGAUCUAUCAAACGUAACUUGGGAUGAAAACUCUGUGGCAGACAUGCAUACAAAGUUCAGACUGGACUUGUAUCCCCUAUAUCCAACAGAUCCUAGAUAUUUUGCAUUUGAAGUAUAUGCUUUGCCGAAGCAGCAAAAUAUGGAUGACAAAUUUGAUCAGUAUUUACAAACGUUUAUUCAGUUUCCAGGCUUUAUACCAGUAAAUGAAAGUUCUCCAAGAAACUGGCUUGCAACAAUAGAUUUCACACAAGACAGUAAUCUCGGAACUAUAAAUGUAACAAUAGAACAACCACCAGCUGAGUAUAGUUUCACCUUGUUUGAAUACAUUUUGGUUCAUAGUGGAUCUAUAGUGCCUUUCAUUCUGGAAAAAUCAAAAAACACAUGGUACCAGUUCACAAAAGUACCGACUGGCGUGUAUCAAAUUUGGGUGAAACCUGCGAAGGAUGAGGACCACUGUCCAUGUAAAGAUGUAACUGGCCUAGUCUGUGAUCACUGCACGAAUACGAUGACAAAGAAUUUCUCCUUUAACUACACUGGUCCGCCUUUCCCAAGGACUACAUCCCGACAAGUGGAAAUUGUCAAUCCUGUAAAUACGAUAACAACAACUGGUUUGACAUCAAAAACUUCUGGAGGUGGAACAACUACUGAGAGUAUGGAAAGAUUGUCAACACAGAGUCCCGAAGUCUCCAAGGCGCAGGUUGCCAUGGCAGCAGUUGAUUCACCAACGAUCGACCUCAUAGCAAUUAAAACAUAUACAACAGGACAAGGAGCUUUGACCCUUCGUUGUACUGCAGAUUCUAAUCCCGCACCUGACUAUGUUUGGCUACUGCCGGAUGGAUCAGAGAGUAUUGGAUCUCAUUUGGAACUCACGAAUCUUACCGUUGGAAACUCGGGAUUCUACAUGUGUAUUGCUCAUAAUGUUUUCAAAGGUGAAAAUCAUACAACAAAUACAACAACUUAUAUACGCGUUGAAAAAGCGCCAACACCGAGUACAGAGGUCACCACUACCACACCUUCUUCGAUUCAAACAACAUCUGGUGAAGCUUAUUACAGCCUGAAGGGAGCUAUACAUGUGGUAUGCACUAACUAUCACUGGAAUAUUACGGUAGAAAUGGACAAAAUACGACAUAUCUACCCAACAGCAAGGGCAUCUGAUAUAUACCUUGGGGAGAAUAAAUGUAAAGGUGUGCAAAAUGGUGACCUUCUGGUAUUUCAACAUGACCUUUCCGAAUGCUUAACUAGUGAACUGCCUGUCAACGGAAUUGAAGUGUACAACAACGAACUAAUUUAUGCGGAGCACGAUCCUGUAUACCUGUUUAUAGUGUUGCACUAUAACUGGACAGUUGGAGUAGAAUGUGACAUAGGACAAAACGGAACUGCUAUAGGUGGAUUUUCUAGUAAUGCGACCAGCGCGAUAGCUCAUAAUAUCAGUAGUCCCCAAUACCCCGUCAGCGUGUCCUUUUAUAAAGAUCAGGAUUUCAUCCACGAAAUAGGUAAAGGAAACCCUUUGCAUGCUCAGAUAGGCUCGCACGUCUACGCCAAGGUGUUUACAACAGUCACUGACUGGAACAUCAGGAUGCGGGUCCACACGUGUUACACAAAACCGACUGAGCAAGUGCAUGACCACAUGAAGUACUUUCUAAUAAAGGAUGGGUGUGAAGUAAACACGAACACCCACAUAAUUUCCCAGUCUACGCAUGAGACAAGAUUUGUGUUUGACAGUUUCGAGUACUCAAACAGCCAUGAUGGGAUCUAUGUGUUUUGUGAUGCCCUAUUCUGUGACUCCUCCGACUGGUCGGCCCAGUGUCGCCAAACGUGCAACCCAGUCACAUAAGGGAAUUCUGCAACCUGAAAAGCAGAAAACUGAUUUAAUGAUCACGAACACAUUUCAUAAUGUAAUCGAUUCUAGUUUACUUGUUAUUUACGGAUUUUAAGUAGUUAUUUCAAUGUAGAAUUUCUUAACAUGAUUAUUUAUCAGUUUAUAAUACCCCUACAAACGAAGUGAGCUUGUCAGUUGGAUGGUCGGUCUGUCUGUCGGUCCGUUUGUUUUCAUGCUUUCCGGACAAUAAAUCAUAAAAGGCUUGACAGAUUUAAAUAAUUUUGGUACACAGGUGUAACAUCAUAAAAUACAGGUCAAUUUCGACUUUGUCUACAAUCCACCAUUUUCUGACGUAGUUAUGGCCCCUUUCCAACUUAAAAAUUGCCAAACUCAUGGUUUUAGGAUGAAAGGCAUGACAGAUUUAGAUAGUUUUUGUAACAUCAUAAAAUACAGGUCAAGUUCGACUUUGGCUACAAACCACCAAUAUUUUGACGUAGUUAUGGCCUCUUUCCAACUAAAAAUUUGCCAUACUUCUGCGGCAAAGCUGUAUUGUAUUGAGGGGGUAUUAUUCGUCACUCCUGUGACAGUUCCAGUUUAAAAAUCUCUUUUAUUCAUUUGGAAUGUCAUUUUUCGUAAUAGCUUUUCAGCAUGUUCAGGAAAUGAAUUUAGGAGAAAAGACAUGUGCAUGUAUUGGAGCGGAAAUAUAGAUAAGAUACCUCGGGAAUUUUUAAAUUACGGUUUUGAUUUUCAUUUCUAAUGAAUCAUAUGAUGUUAUGGAGGAUUUUCUUUUUUUCAUGUUCAACAUUCAUUUAACAAGUCAUUUUAUUUGCUGAAAUUCUAAAAUAAUCUAGCAUUGUCUAGAAGUGGCAAGAAAAAAGGAAGAUAUUAGUAUUCUUUUAUGUUCUACUUUUGGCUGGAUUCUAUUUAAAAUCUUUAAAAAGAUGACAGAUUGAU
Molecule: messenger RNA, 3198 nt
Organism: Mercenaria mercenaria
Lineage: Eukaryota; Metazoa; Mollusca; Bivalvia; Venerida; Veneridae
Exons: 14
Coding region: 55-2259 (734 amino acids)
Source: RefSeq, a predicted model, not a curated record